AGAACUCGAUCGGGGAAGCGUUGGCUCGAAAAAUGGGAGGGCAAAGGAUCAGAAGGAAGAAAGGCGGCGUCGACGAGGGAUCGACGACCUGAUCCUGUGAUCUCUGAUCCGAAAGAGCGCGCCGAGAUCUUGGUUGCGCGGCGAUUGCGACGAAAAAUGAACGAAAGCGCGGUCUACCUGCUCGGCUCGGAAGAAGAGGGAAACGUGCCUAGCAACCAGCUGAACCGAAGCUUCUACAGCGCGAGCUACCCGCCCCAGAACCGUAGCCACGACGAGGAGGAUCUGUGGAACUUAGCCACGGAUCGAGCCGGCCUGGCCAUACUGCUGUUCCUGUUCUCGGUUGCGACCGUGUUCGGCAACACGUUGGUGAUCCUAGCCGUGGUCAGGGAGAGGUAUCUCCACACGGCGACCAAUUACUUCGUCACCUCGUUGGCGUUCGCCGAUUGCCUGGUCGGGUUGGUGGUGAUGCCGUUCAGCGCGAUUUACGAGGUGUUGGAGAACCGAUGGCUGUUCACCACGGACUGGUGCGACGUGUGGCGCUCGUUGGACGUCCUAUUCUCAACAGCCUCGAUCCUCAAUCUCUGCGUGAUCAGCCUGGAUCGUUACUGGGCCAUCACCGACCCGUUCACGUAUCCGAGCAAGAUGAGCAGGAAACGGGCCGCCAUACUCAUUGCGAUCGUGUGGAUAUGCUCGAGCGCCAUCUCGUUCCCGGCGAUCGUGUGGUGGAGGGCCGUACGGACGGAGGAGGUGCCGGAGGACAAGUGCCCGUUCACCGAGCACCUGGGAUAUCUCAUCUUCUCGUCGACCAUCAGCUUCUACCUACCCCUGUUCGUCAUGGUGUUCACUUACUACAAGAUCUACAGGGCGGCCGUGAUCCAGACCAAGAGCCUGAAGCUGGGCACGAAGCAAGUUUUGAUGGCCUCCGGUGAACUGGAACUCACUCUCAGGAUGCAUCGGGGCGGUGGAACCAACACGGACGCGAGACACCUGUUCCGCACCGCCUCGAGCACGCCCGAGGACCUCCAGGAUCUCGAGGAGCCGCUCACCACCAUUCAGCACAACAACUGUUUAACCAGGGUCCCGUCAACGAGGAUCAAUAAACAGCACAGGGGCAACAAUUUCUCCUUGUCCCGGAAACUGGCCAAGUUCGCCAAGGAGAAGAAGGCCGCCAAGACGCUGGGGAUCGUGAUGGGUGUCUUCAUCAUAUGCUGGCUCCCUUUCUUCGUCGUCAAUCUCUGGUCGGGUUUUUGCUCCCAGUGUAUAUGGCAGGAGAAGAUCGUGUUCGCCGCUGUUACGUGGCUCGGUUGGAUCAACAGCGGAAUGAAUCCGGUCAUAUACGCCUGCUGGAGCAGGGAUUUUCGUAGAGCGUUCGUGAGGAUCCUGUGCGCCUGCUGCCCGGGACGAGUAAGGCGGCGGUAUCAACCUGCAUUCAGAUGUAAACCAAGUCAAUAUAUUUCCGGGGCGGGUACGAGCGGCGAGGCGAGCCGCGUGAGUUACAGCAGCGUGAGCCAGAGCAGCGACGGUGCCGGAAGCGUGCUACCCAGCGGCGGGAUGUGACGUCACACGGGGGCCCGGUCUGGGCCUCGACGAGAGCGCGCUAUCCGUUUCCGUGACACGUGAUUGUAGGCUCGCUUCUCGAGGAAUCGUGUCGCGAAUUUCCACUCGGAAAUGCACAGAUUCCAGAUC
Molecule: messenger RNA, 1686 nt
Organism: Apis florea (little honeybee)
Lineage: Eukaryota; Metazoa; Arthropoda; Insecta; Hymenoptera; Apidae
Gene: Dop1R2
Product: dopamine receptor 2
Biological process (GO): adenylate cyclase-activating adrenergic receptor signaling pathway; positive regulation of MAPK cascade
Cellular component (GO): plasma membrane
Molecular function (GO): G protein-coupled receptor activity
Source: RefSeq, a predicted model, not a curated record